GCGAACAACAAUUUGUAUAGGUUAGGUUAACAGAGAGUCGACGGCUGAAUGAUCGAUUUUGAAAAAACAGUUUUAAAUGGUUUUAAAAAACGAUUGGAAGGAUACAUAAGAACGGUGUUUAGCGAACGGUUUACAAAAGAUACAACUUAAUUACACUUUUUGUGCAGGGUCACGAAUAUAAACUAAGAAAAAUUCCAGUGAAUUUAUAUUUAAUAUAUUAACUACAUAUUACAUAUACAUAUUAAAUAAUUUCCUAUGUGUCCCUAGCGUCAUAAAGAAUGGGAAAGAAAAGAAAUAUUCAGCCACCACCAAUAAUGCCAGGACGGAUAAAAGUGGAAAUAAAAGAUGAAAUUGGGGAUAGCGAUGUUGUUAUAGCAAGGGAUCGAUUAAAAGGUGCUCUUCGAGAAUUGUUACAACAUAGUGAUACAAGUACAUCUGAUUCGGGUGAUGAUAGCUCUCAGGAUUAUAAAUUUCCCACAAAAAAAAUGACGAAAUCUGUUAAUCCUCAACAACCACGGAAAGUUAGACGUCGUCGACCAAUACAGGCUGACACAGUAUUUCAUCAUACAUACGUAAUGAAACUGUUUGAUCGUAGUGUUGAUUUAGCUCAAUUUCAAGAGGACACGCCACUUUAUCCAAUAUGUCGUGCUUGGAUGGCUAAUCAACCAAGAAACCCUAAUUUAGUCCCCAAGGUGCGUAGUCCAAGUCCAGAAAUAAUUAAUGAAAUUAGCAUAACAGAUAAUUUAAUUAAUGCUGAUGGUGAAAUAAAUGAUGUCCAUUAUUUGCCACCACCUUUGCCUCGUGAAGAGGCAAUACCAAGAAAUCGUGUUCCAUCCCCUAUACUUGGAGAUAAGGAUGAUUUGAACUUAGAUUACGACGGACAGAUUCUCAAGUCGCGAGAGGAAUUAAUGAAGGACCAUAUUGUACGGUGGAAUGCCAUACGCAAAAAAUGGCAUAAGCAAGCGCAUAAAAAUGAACAACGUUAUUUACAGAGUGCUAAUAUACUUGGCACUAUUUUUACAAAGGCACAAUCGGAAUUUGAAUAGCAAGAAUGUGGCAGUCAAACGACUGCCGUUUCUUCCAAUAAUUCCGUUGCUGGUAACUUUUAUUACGUCAUCAGGGAGUAAUUUCUUAUUUGUUAUUUUUCUACAUAUUGGUGAAUGAAUGCGUAACUAUACUUAUACAUUUCUUAUAUAACUGCAGAUUUUUUUUUUUUCAUUUAUAAUGCCCACAAGAAAAAUAUAAUCAUGUUUUAACAAUAUUCCGAUAACGAUAAUACAUUAUCUGAUCUUAACACAAAAAGUAUUUGUGAUGCAUUUAUAACCACUUUUCUUUUAAUAAAAAUAAUAGAAUAUAA
This is a messenger RNA of Pogonomyrmex barbatus (red harvester ant), 1357 nucleotides long. It is a transcript of the gene mip40, whose product is annotated as Myb-interacting protein 40. Gene Ontology annotation, cellular component: Myb complex; transcription repressor complex. Lineage: Eukaryota; Metazoa; Arthropoda; Insecta; Hymenoptera; Formicidae. Gene Ontology annotation, biological process: negative regulation of transcription by RNA polymerase II. The record is from RefSeq and is a predicted model, not a curated record.